UCGGUAACAAACCAAACCAGAGUCUCGUUGGCAUUCGGUCGAACAAGUUGUGGGCGAUAUUCUGCUGAAGUUUUUCGCUGCUGUAAUAAUCUAAAGCGACGUCGUUUACUUAGCGACAACAAUACAUUACAAAAAAGAAACACGAAAUUGUUACCUAACCGCUCUUCAUCGUUUUGUACUCUCUCUCCCACAAAGAUUUUCAGAGCUCAUUCAGUCACUCAGAGAAUCGAAGAUUCAUCUGAAGCAGGGAUGACGAUGAUGAUGAGACGGAGUCGUAUUACCACCCUGAGAAUGGCUCGUCCCUGUUCACCUGAGACAGGCACUCUGAGAAAAGCUUUCUUUUGCGAACGAGGCUUUUCUGGUGGUGUCAGCAGUAGCAGCGAUAGGAAGAUGUCUUCUCGUUACAAAGAGAGAUUGAGAGGUGGUCUCGUCAAUAUCAAGAAAGAUGAUGCUGUUGAUCUGUUUCAAACCAUGAUUAUGUCUCGUCCUCUUCCUUCGGUCAUAGAUUUCAGUAAAUUGCUUAGUGGUAUUGCUAAAACAAAACAGUAUGAUCUCGUUUUAGCUCUCUGCAAGCAAAUGGAAUCUAAUGGGGUUGCUCAUGACAAGUACACGCUGAGUAUUGUCAUCAACUGCUUCUGCCGUCGCCGGAAACUCGGUUUUGCUUUUUCUGCUAUGGGAAAGAUUUUGAAACUUGGGUAUGAGCCCGACGCUAUCACAUUCUCUACUUUGAUUAACGGUUUAUGUCUCGAGGGCCGAGUUUCCCAAGCUGUGAAGUUAGUUGAUCGUAUGGUUGAAAUGAAGGUUGUUCCAAAUCUCAUCAUACUUAACACUCUUGUCAAUGGGCUUUGUCUCCAAGAUAGACUCUCUGAAGCAAUGGCUUUGAUAGAUCGAAUGAUGGCUAAUGGAUGUCAACCCGAUCAGUUUACCUAUGGUCCGGUUUUGAACAAAAUAUGUAAGUCAGGAAAUACUGCCUUGGCUUUGGAUCUGCAUAGAAAGAUGGAACAUAGAAAGGUCAAGCCUCACGUAGUCACUUACAACAUCAUCAUCGAUAGUCUUUGCAAAGAUGGGAGUCUCGAAGAUGCACUCGGCCUUUUCAACGAAAUGGAAACCAAAGGUAUCAAACCAAAUGUCAUUACCUACAACUCUCUCAUAGGAGGCUUCUGUUUUGCUGGAAGAUGGAAUGAAGGCGCACAGUUUCUUAGGGAUAUGAUCAGAAGGGACAUCACCCCGGACGUCGUCACUUUCAAUGCGUUGAUUGAUAGUUUUGUAAAAGACGGAAAGCUUAAGGAGGCUCAAGAAUUGUACAAUGAGAUGAUCACAAGAGGCUUAGAUCCUAAUACUAUUACAUAUAGUACUUUGAUAUAUGGGCUGUGCAAUGAAAAGCGCUUAGAUGAAGCCAACCAGAUGCUGGAUCUUAUGGUUAGCAAGGGAUGCGAUCCGAGUACCGUGACUUAUAGCAUCCUUAUAAACGGCUAUUGCAAGGCUAAACGGGUUGAUGAUGGCAUGAGACUAUUCCGCAAAAUGUCUAUCAGAGGAUUGAUUGCCAAUACAGUCACUUAUAGCACUCUCAUCCAAGGAUUUUGUCAUUCAGGAAAACUUAAUGUCGCCAAGGAACUCUUCCAGGAGAUGGUUUCUGAAGGUGUUCAUCCAAAUAUCAUGACUUACGGUAUUUUGAUGGAUGGGUUGUGUGACAACGGAGAACUAGAGGAAGCCCUGGAAAUACUUGACAAAAUGCACAAGUGUAAGAUUGGUCCUGGUAUUGGUAUCUAUAAUAUCAUCAUUCACGGUAUGUGCAAUGCUAGGAAGAUCGAUGAUGCUUGGGAUCUUUUCUGCAGCCUCCCUCUUAGAGGAGUGAAGCUUGAUGUCAAAACAUACAAUAUAAUGAUUAGGGGAUUAUGUAAGAAAGGCUCACUGUCUGAAGCGGAUGCAUUGUUUAGAAAAAUGAAGGAAGAUGGGUUUGAGCCAGAUAGUGGUACAUACAACACGCUAAUCCGAGCACGUCUCCGAGGUGGUGACCUAGCAACAUCAGCUAAACUUAUAGAAGAAAUGAAGAGUUGUGGGUUCUCUUCUGAUGCUUCCACCGUAAAGAUUGUUAUGAAAAUGCUAUCGAGUGGUGAAAUGAACAAAAGCUUCCUAAAUAUGCUUUCUAGUCCUUUUGGAGACAAAUCAUCAUCGUUGGAUUGAAAUAAAUCUUCUUGGAGGAAGAUAUCUAUUUGCUAAUACGUCUUCUUAGAAUGUUUGAAUCUUUUCUGCAAGAGACAGAGUCCCGGCUAGUCAUUUUAUGUGGUAUUUGGGCUUAAUAGUAUAACCUAAGUUUGUUUGCUUACUUAUAAGCAGAUCUUGAUGUCUUUGCCUUUUUAUAUCCUUUUCUUUCUUCUAUUUUGUCAUUGAUUCACUGUCAGUGUAUAACUUUUGAUAUUGUUCGGUUGAGCAUAUGUGUAUUGACCAAUGCUGAAACUUGAUGAGCAGUAACACUUUUGGCACUUGUUCUGUCAUCUUUAGUUGAGCAUAUGUGUAUUGACAUUUGAGAAAUGCUCAAGCUUGAUAAGCAGUACCACUUUUGGCACUUAUUCCGUCUUGAAGUUUCAGGUGAUGAGAGAUCUUCAAUGUGUUGCUAUGAUCUGUUCAGACAUCAAUUAAAACUAGUUUGAUUGUGCAGUCUCCAUGGUGAAUUAAUUAGCCCUGAAAGUCGAAGAUAAGUUAGAUGUGAACAGUUAGUUUGUCUUCUCUUCUCUUGUGAUUGAAUCUUGUUUUCUCUCUUAAAAGAUUUACCAAAAUGUGUAGCUGUGAACAGCUAGUUUAUUUUCUAUCGUGAUUGAAUGUUGUUUUCUCAGGUUUGCUAAAUGUGAUCGUCCAACGGGAGGCUGGAAGGAAAAAAGGGACGUGGUAUCACAAGUGUUCGUUUUGUGAAUAAGAGGGGAAAACAGCUUAAUUUGCUCUUUUUCUCGUUGUUUUUUUCUUUUCUUGUGAACUGUGAGGUUGUAGAUGGAUCAUUGUCACUCAUGAUGGAAGUAAUAACUGAUUUCCAGUUGUAGAUGGAUUGUAUUACGGGUUUGUAAUUGUUUUAAGUAGUAUAGUUGGGUAUA
This is a messenger RNA of Raphanus sativus (radish), 3086 nucleotides long. Its product is annotated as pentatricopeptide repeat-containing protein At3g22470, mitochondrial-like. The coding region runs from base 250 to 2184 and encodes 644 amino acids. Lineage: Eukaryota; Viridiplantae; Streptophyta; Magnoliopsida; Brassicales; Brassicaceae. The record is from RefSeq and is a predicted model, not a curated record. The transcript has a single exon. Gene Ontology annotation, molecular function: protein binding.